Angiostrongylus costaricensis is the source of this 576-nucleotide messenger RNA. Lineage: Eukaryota; Metazoa; Nematoda; Chromadorea; Rhabditida; Metastrongylidae. The record is from the annotation of a GenBank genome assembly.
AUGGUUCAAAUUUGGCAAAUGGAGCCCUAUCCAUGUGGUGAUCCGCGACUACCGCACCAUGUGUUUCCGCCGAAGAUGAUCACCCCAGAUGAACUGUCCCGAAGAACAGGCACACUUUACUGGAAGCUCGACACAUUGGAUCAAGUAGCUCUUUCGAAGAGAGUGAAGCUAUUGAAGAUGGAACGAAAUUUCAACAAAGAGGACAUUUUCACUCUUGACGCUGAAACAACGGCCAACUUUAGAGAUAAGAUUGACGAGCUGUUCGAGGAAUCGAACCAUCCCGAAGAUCAGGCAAGGAUGAUAAUCGAAGGAUCCGCUUACUAUGAUGUGGAGGAUAAGAAUGGCGAUUGGGUGCGCAUUUUGUGCGAGUUUGGCGACCUCAUCCUAAUACCCGCUAAUACGUCGUUCCGCUUCACUACUACGCCUCAGGUGAGCAGAGAAUUUCUCUUCCUUGCCAUCGUAACCCUUCUUUAUUUAUAUUCUGAAGUGCAAUUGGAUAACGAUUACUUCCUGAAUGUCCUUUUCUUCCAGAAUUUUGUCAAAAUGCGUAGAUUCUACAAGGAAGGCGACGAAUAG